CUAUUAACUUUUCUCUUUUAUUUCUAGAAUGAAAUGUGUCUUGCCACACAACAGCUUUCAAAGCAGCUCCUUGCCUAUGAAAAACAGCAUUUUGCCUUAGGUAAAGGAGAUGAAGAAGUGAUAUCCACUCUUCAUUACUUUUCAAAAGUUGUGGAUGAGCUCAAUAUUCUCCAUUCUGAAUUGGCAAAACAGCUUGCAGAUACGAUGGUUCUCCCAAUAAUACAAUUUCGGGAAAAGGAUCUCACAGAAGUAAGCACACUGAAGGAUCUCUUUGGCCUUGCUAGCAAUGAACAUGACGUGUCCAUGGCAAAGUAUAGCAGGUUACCGAAAAGGAAAGAAAAUGAAAAGCUGAAGGCAGAAGUGGCCAAAGAAGUGGCAAAUGCGAGGAGAAAGCAGCAUCUUUCAUCUCUGCAAUAUUACUGUGCCCUGAAUGCUCUGCAGUACAGGAAGAGAGUGGCAAUGAUGGAACCUAUGCUAGGAUACGCACGAGGACAGAUCAACUUUUUUAAAAAAGGAGCAGAGAUGUUUUCCAAAAGGAUGGAUAGCUUUUUGUCUUCUGUUUCAGACAUGGUUCAAAGCAUACAGGGAGAGCUGGAUGCUGAAGCUGAAGCAAUGAGGGUAUCGCAGCAAGACUUAAUUUCAGUUAAUGAAUCCGUUUACACUCCGGACUCUGAUGUAACUUCACCUGCUAUCAAUAGAAAUCUCAUCCAGAAGGCUGGCUACCUCAAUCUAAGAAAUAAAACAGGUCUGGUGACGACCACGUGGGAAAGGCUGUAUUUCUUCACUCAAGGUGGCAACUUGAUGUGUCAGCCCCGGGGAGCAGUAGCUGGAGGAUUGAUUCAGGAUCUGGACAACUGCUCCGUGAUGGCCGUAGACUGUGAAGACAGAAGAUACUGCUUUCAGAUCACCACUCCUACAGGCAAACUGGGUAUAACUCUUCAGGCAGAAAGCAAGAAGGAGUAUGAGGAGUGGAUAUGUGCCAUCAACAACAUCUCCAGACAGAUCUAUCUCACUGACAAUCCCGAGGCAGCUGCUAUCAAGUUAAAUCAGACGGCCCUGCAAGCAGUGACUCCCAUUACCAGCCUGGGGAAGAAACACGAAGUUCAGCAUCCCAGCCAGAAUGUAAAGAAUAUGGCAAAUGAUAAAGCAGUUCCCCAUGAAACAGCUGGCAUGCAAGACUCAACACAACUCAUUGCUCCUGGAACCCCGAUUCAGUUUGAUAUUGUACUGCCUGCCACGGAGUUCCUGGAUCAGAACAGAGGUGGCAGGCGUUCAAACCCGUUUGGGGAAUCUGAAGACGGCAGUAAAGAUGAGGAGGAAGAUUCACUCCUGCAGCAGAUGUUCGUAGUCCGGUUUUUGGGCUCCAUGGCUGUUCAGUCCGAUGACACAAGUGAGGUGAUAUACGAAGCUAUGAGACAAGUGUUAGCUGCUCGAGCCAUUCAUAACAUCUUCCGUAUGACCGAGUCCCACCUCAUGGUCACCAGCAAGAACCUGAGGUUAAUUGACCCUCAAACCCAAGUUACGCGAACAAGUUUUGACCUUGCAAGCGUGACCCAGUUUGCGGCUCAUCAGGACAACAAGAGGCUGAUUGGUUUUGUGGUGCGUCCCGGUGACACUCUGGGAGAGGAAUCCCUGAGCGCGUAUGUUUUUGAGAGCAACACGGAAGGGGAAAAGAUUUGCUAUGCCAUCAGCUUGGGAAAAGAAAUCAUUGAGGCACAGAAGGACCCGGAAGCGCUAGCUCAGUUAAUGAAGUCUGUGCCAUUAACAAACGAUGGGAAGUUUGUGCUCUUAAACGACCAGUCUGAAGAGGACGGGACCCUACAUGAACAAGGGGAAGAGUCAGAAGCGUAA
Messenger RNA from Tinamus guttatus (white-throated tinamou), 1851 nucleotides. The record is from RefSeq and is a predicted model, not a curated record. Lineage: Eukaryota; Metazoa; Chordata; Aves; Tinamiformes; Tinamidae.